Schistosoma turkestanicum is the source of this 435-nucleotide messenger RNA. The record is from the annotation of a GenBank genome assembly. Lineage: Eukaryota; Metazoa; Platyhelminthes; Trematoda; Strigeidida; Schistosomatidae.
AUGGCAUACAAAGAUGAAUUCCGAAGCACUAUGGCCGUGAGAUUCCGACAGAAUCGUUUGAAUCGACAACUAGAUGUUGCCCGUCGAAUAUGUCAAGAUCUGGAUCUGAAGGAACUUAUCGAAACUCCAGUUCACGAAUCAUUCUGGCCUCCUGUUAAUCCUGUUCCAACUGAAGCCGUGGAUAAUUCCAAAUCUGUACAUACUGUACUGUCUCAGGAAGAUUGUAUGAACGAAGACUUUCCGGAUAAUGACUUAGCCAAGCUAGAUGCAAAUCAUGCGAAUUGUGACCACACUUCUAUCCAAAGGAACUUUAUACAGCUUUUAGACUAUUUACGAAGUCGGCAUAAUUAUUGUUUUUGGUGUAGCCUUCAGUAUCAAAGUCAAUCUGAACUUUUGGAACAGUGUCCGGGGGAGGAUGAAGAUCUACACGAUUGA